This is a messenger RNA of Carlito syrichta (Philippine tarsier), 1230 nucleotides long. Its product is annotated as ADP-ribosylation factor-like protein 1. Gene Ontology annotation, molecular function: GTP binding; GTPase activity. Gene Ontology annotation, cellular component: Golgi apparatus; cytoplasm. The transcript is spliced from 6 exons. Gene Ontology annotation, biological process: vesicle-mediated transport; intracellular protein transport. Bases 148 to 642 code for a protein of 164 amino acids. The record is from RefSeq and is a predicted model, not a curated record. Lineage: Eukaryota; Metazoa; Chordata; Mammalia; Primates; Tarsiidae.
CCCUGCCAGACUCGCAGCUCCUGGCUGCGGCAUCGCUUCUGUGGUCGGCCGUGAUUUCGUGUGGGUGGGGAAGGAGCUGUGCCACGAGCGCUUUCCUAGGGUGGUUUUUUCUCAAGUAUUUUUUCCAGUUUGUUUGGAACUCGGGAGAUGAGAAUUUUAAUUUUGGGAUUAGAUGGAGCAGGAAAAACCACAAUAUUGUACAGAUUGCAAGUUGGAGAAGUCGUGACUACUAUUCCUACCAUAGGAUUUAAUGUAGAGACGGUGACAUACAAAAACCUUAAGUUCCAAGUCUGGGAUUUAGGAGGACAGACAAGUAUCAGGCCAUACUGGAGAUGUUACUAUUCAAACACAGAUGCAGUUAUUUAUGUAGUAGACAGUUGUGACCGAGACCGAAUUGGCAUUUCCAAAUCAGAGUUAGUUGCCAUGUUGGAGGAAGAAGAGCUGAGAAAAGCCAUUUUAGUGGUGUUUGCAAAUAAACAGGACAUGGAACAGGCCAUGACUCCCUCAGAGAUGGCAAAUUCACUUGGGUUACCUGCCUUGAAGGACCGAAAGUGGCAGAUAUUCAAAACAUCAGCAACCAAAGGCACUGGCCUCGAUGAGGCCAUGGAGUGGUUAGUUGAAACGUUGAAAAGCAGACAGUAGUCCAGUCCUUUAGCUCUUGGAAUUGAAAGCUGCAUCACCUGUUGUGUUCACACUGCGAGAUGCGGACACUGCUUAGCUUCACCAUGUGCGGAACUGACUGCAGUGUUUGUAAUAAAUUCGGAAAAUAAGUGUGUGGAGAGGUAACUUGGUUGAAUCACCUGAAUAUUCUGUGUCAUGUACAAUAUUCCUUCCUUGCUUUCUUGUGUUAAGGUAUAUUCUGUUUGUAUGAAAUUCUUAUUCCAGUACAGUCCUGUUAAAGAAUGCACUCUUCUUCCUGGGGAAAAACCCUUCUAUUUUUGAAUUAGUAGUUGCAGCUUGUUUGUAUAAACACUAAUAAAUAUCUUAACUUGGAUUUUUUUCCCCCUUAUAAUGAAUUAAGUCUUUCCAAAGAUUAGGCUCAAUAGAGUAGGCUGGGAACAUAGUCUGUAUAAUAUAGUCCUCAUUUGCUUAACUUUUUUGAUUUAAAAGCUUUUGGUUGUAGGCAUGAAUAUUCUUUUGGUGGUUAACUUCACUGACAUAUCUGUAAUUUUCUUUUACUUUAUAGUUGUUGAAAAAUUUUACGUAUAGUGGUCUAGUUGAUUUGUGCAG